AUGGACGAUGUGCGGAGUGUCGUGCACGGGUUGGUCGAGAGUAUGCAGCAGGAAUUGGUCCGAGAUUUGUUGAUUUUGCCGCCGAACGACGGACAGGAUUGGAAGCCAGAGAUAUUACCGCGGAUUAGUAUAGAGAAGUUGUUCGACAACCCCGCCGAAUUGACCGCCGGGUGGAGUUGGUUGCAGGACGCACGCACCGAAUGGACCGUCGGCGGUGCAGAUUGGAUGUACGGCGCAGACGUCCGAGGAUUCGACGAUGUCCAGUGGAACGACCGGGGCAUCGAGCAGUAUUUCCGUGCGGUUAGGAGGUGGAAAGAGCAGUUGAUCGUGUUAGUGCAUUUGUCCGCCGGGGCACCCGCCCGAGCGACCGAGUUGAUGAGCAUUCAGCACAAGAACGGGCCGGAGGCGAAGUCGCAACGAGGCAUAUUCAUCGAAAAUCAGAUGAUGGCAUUCGUGACGACGUAUUACAAAGGGUAUAGCGCCGGCGGCAGGUUCAAGGUCAUCCAUCGUUUUGUGCCGGAGGAGGUGGCGGAGUUAGUAGCAUAUUAUUUGUGGUUGGUGCAGCCGUUCGUAGAAUAUUUGCAGUUCGUGUCGAAGCAGUACAUAGGCGAGCCGUCGUCGUUUUUGUGGGAGCCGGAACCCGAAGAGGAUUGGGAAGCGGGAGAGGACGAGGAGAUAGACGAGGAGUUAAACGACGAAGAUACGCAUAUCGACCAAGGAGAGGAGAUAUGUUCGGCCGUGCCCGCAAACGUGGAUGGAUUUUGGGACACGAAUCGAGUGCGGAAGGUCAUGCAGCGGGAGACGGAAAAGCGGAUCGCGGUGCGGAUCGGGGUGGCAUUGUGGAGGCAGGCAUAUCCCGCCAUCUAG
This is a messenger RNA of Fulvia fulva, 867 nucleotides long. RefSeq lists its product as uncharacterized. Bases 1 to 867 code for a protein of 288 amino acids. The record is from RefSeq and is a predicted model, not a curated record. NCBI's taxonomy places the organism in Eukaryota, Fungi, Ascomycota, Dothideomycetes, Mycosphaerellales, Mycosphaerellaceae. The transcript is spliced from 2 exons.